CAUCCGUUACGAUGUGGAAAUGCAAGUCGAAAUAGGUACGUAGCGGAAGAUUCGUAAGUGCAGAAAUUUCAGAUGGCAGGAUUGCGCGAUCGCCGAUUACCUCUUCGGUCAUAUUUGGCCUCGCUUGCCAAAGGCCUCCGGCUCAAGCCGGCGGUCAUGCUCGGUCAUGGUUGCGCGUAUUCUUUGCCUCCGUACCACCGCCAUCAUUUGACUACGCGUCGAAUACGGAUCGCAUGUACUGCUCCGACCUCACCAAUCUUUGCCAUCGGGAUGGCGAGAUAAUCAUAGUUGUCUGCCCGACCAGAUUACUCAGUAUCUGACUCAGCCGUUGCGGUCGAUGCCUUUGUCAGAAGUCUGGACAACCCUGACCGUAUUCAGUGACAAUGGCGCCCAAACUUUUCCAGCCAACCAAAGUCGGCGCAGUACCCAUCAAGCAUCGUGUCGUCUUGGCUCCUCUGACACGUUUCCGUGCAUCGAAGGCGCAUAUACCUCAUGUUCACAUAGUAAAAGAGUACUAUGAACAACGCGCUCAUACUCCUGGGACCCUGAUGAUCACCGAAGCUACAUACAUUGCCGAAAGAGCAGGAGGGUACGACAAUAUUCCUGGAAUUUGGAAUCAACAUCAGAUAGACGCGUGGAAAGAGAUCACGGAUGCUAUCCACGCAAAGGGUUCAUACAUAUUCUGCCAGUUGUGGGCUCUAGGCCGGUCAGCAGAUCCAAAACUGCUGGCGUCCAAGGGUCUACCAUACGUCUCUGCAUCUGACGUCCAAUUAUCAUCUGAAACUGCCGCCCCUCGUCCAUUGACUGUCGAAGAAAUCGAAGAAUACAUCGAGUUGUAUGCACAGGCUGCUCGGAAUGCCAUUAGUGCGGGAUUCGACGGAGUGGAGAUUCAUGGAGCGAACGGUUAUCUUUUGGACCAGUUCACGCGCGACGUUACGAACAAACGGACUGAUAUGUAUGGAGGCAGCAUCGAGAACAGGGUUCGGUUCCCGUUAGAGGUUGUUGAUGCUGUUGCUGAGGCCAUCGGGCCAGAGAGAGUCGGUUAUCGCAUCAGCCCGUGGAAUAAUUCGAAAGACAUGAAGAUGGUCGACCCGAAACCUACGUUCCGAUACCUGGCAUCGCAAUUAAAGGCGCGGCAGCCUCGAUUAGCGUACCUGCAUGUUGUGGAGCCGAGGAUGAUUGGUUUGUAUGAUCGGAAGGAUGAAGACAUCGGGAGCCAUGAAGAGAAUGAUUUUCUUCGGAGUGUGUGGUCCCCGAAGCCUCUUAUAUCAGCUGGAGGGUAUGAUCGACGUUCUGCUAUCGAUACCGCGGAAAAUAAAGGCGAUCUGAUUGCCUUUGGCAGACACUUCAUUGCCAACCCUGAUCUUGUGUAUAGACUGGAGAAGGACAUUGGGCUAAACGCAUACGAUAGGAAGACGUUCUACCUUCCGGGUGAAAUUACGCCCAGGGGAUACACAGACUAUCCGUUUGCUGAAGACUAUGUUGCCAAGCCAUUGUUAUAGGCGUGUGUGCGUUACAGCGUUAUAUUGAUCCCCGCUUGCUUAGUACGGGCUUUGUCUUAUACCAGUUGACAAUGAUAGGAACGGUUGUUUAAAAACCACCGCACGCCCAUGAUGAUAUUGUUUUCCCCAAGAAGUCU
This is a messenger RNA of Desarmillaria tabescens, 1639 nucleotides long. RefSeq lists its product as uncharacterized. Gene Ontology annotation, molecular function: FMN binding; NADPH dehydrogenase activity. The record is from RefSeq and is a predicted model, not a curated record. Bases 384 to 1502 code for a protein of 372 amino acids. The transcript has 5 exons. Lineage: Eukaryota; Fungi; Basidiomycota; Agaricomycetes; Agaricales; Physalacriaceae.